Molecule: messenger RNA, 408 nt
Organism: Chanos chanos (milkfish)
Lineage: Eukaryota; Metazoa; Chordata; Actinopteri; Gonorynchiformes; Chanidae
Gene: ostn
Product: osteocrin
Exons: 3
Coding region: 1-408 (135 amino acids)
Biological process (GO): hormone-mediated signaling pathway
Molecular function (GO): signaling receptor binding
Source: RefSeq, a predicted model, not a curated record
AUGCUGGGCUGUGGCUGUGUACUACUCUCCUGUUUCCUGACGGUGACUCUCUUCCACUGCAGUGCUGUAAGCCUCCGCCUGACCCAGGAAAGACCAGAGUAUGCGGACUCUGGGUCACAGCCAGAACCUGGUUCUGUGUCCGGUGCGCUUGAGCAGAAGUCCUCUGGAGAUCUGAACAGUAAACUGUUCUUGCUGGACCAGCUGGUCCGCCUGGAGAACGACGUCAUUGAGACCAAGAGGAAGAGGAGCUUUCCUGGCUCCAACACCCCUCUGGACCGCCUGUCAGUCAGCAACAUGGACCCCAAGACCACCACCAAGCAGAGGAAGGUGGUCGAGUUGCCGCGCCGACGCGUCAGCGUCCCUAUCGAUCGGAUCGGAAUGGGACGUCUCCCCAACAGCCGGGGCUAG